Messenger RNA from Pteropus alecto (black flying fox), 5073 nucleotides. It is a transcript of the gene PIGM, whose product is annotated as phosphatidylinositol glycan anchor biosynthesis class M. The record is from RefSeq and is a predicted model, not a curated record. The transcript has a single exon. Gene Ontology annotation, molecular function: GPI mannosyltransferase activity; alpha-1,4-mannosyltransferase activity. Bases 250 to 1521 code for a protein of 423 amino acids. Gene Ontology annotation, cellular component: membrane; glycosylphosphatidylinositol-mannosyltransferase I complex. Gene Ontology annotation, biological process: GPI anchor biosynthetic process. NCBI's taxonomy places the organism in Eukaryota, Metazoa, Chordata, Mammalia, Chiroptera, Pteropodidae.
AAGCGAGACAGCCAAUUCAGAGGAAUGUAAUUUUCUGGCUCGGGUGAUUGAGAACCCAGUGUGGAGCCCGCGACCGGAAGCAGUGCGGGGGCGGGACUUCAUGCCGGAAGUGCUUGUAGGCUGUUGUUUCUGUUGGCAGCGUGGCUGGUGGGAGAUGCCCCGUCCACCUGAGGCUCGGAAACGGAGUGAAAGUUUGCGUUUCGAAGGCAGUUUGGUGCUGGGGCGUUGCGGCUGUCUCGCAGCCAGAUCAUGGGCUCGACCAAGCACUGGGGAGAAUGGUUCUUGAGCCUGCGGGUGCCCCCCGCCGGGGUAUUUGGUGUGGCCUUUCUUGCCCGAGUCGCCUUGGUCUUCUAUGGGGUCUUCCAGGACCGGACUCUUCUCGUGAGGUACACAGACAUCGACUACCAAGUCUUCACGGACGCCGCCCGUUUCGUCACCGAGGGGCGCUCCCCUUAUCUCAGGGCGACCUAUCGUUACACUCCACUGUUGGCGUGGCUACUCACUCCUAACAUCUACCUCAGUGAACUCUUUGGAAAGUUUCUCUUCAUCAGCUGCGACCUCUUCACCGCUUUUCUCUUAUACCGCCUGCUGCUUCUUAAGGAGCUGGGUCGACGCCAGGCUUGCGGUUACUGUGUCUUUUGGCUUCUUAACCCCCUCCCUAUGGCGGUAUCCAGCCGAGGCAAUGCGGACUCGAUCGUCGCCUCCCUGGUGCUUAUGGCCCUGUACCUAAUAGAAAAAAGACUCGUCGCGUGUGCCGCUGUAUUCUACGGUUUCGCAGUGCAUAUGAAGAUGUAUCCAGUGACCUAUAUCCUUCCCAUAGCUCUCCACUUGCUUCCGGAACGCGACAAUGACGAAAGCCUCUGUCGAUCCCGGUACUGCUUCCAGGCUCGUUUUUACGAAUUCCUGAAGAGGCUGUGUAAUCGGGCUGUGCUGCUCUUUGUAGCAGUUGCUGGACUCACAUUUUUUGCCCUGAGUUUCGGUUUUUACCAUAAAUAUGGUUGGGAAUUUCUAGAGCACACUUACCUUUAUCACUUGACUAGGCGGGAUAUCCGUCACAACUUUUCUCCAUACUUCUACAUGCUGUAUUUGACCGCAGAGAGCAAGUGGAGUUUUUCCCUGGGAAUUGCUGCAUUCCUACCACAGUUCAUCUUGCUUUCAGCAGUGUCUUUCGCCUAUUAUAGAGACCUUGUCUUUUGUUGUUUUCUUCAUACCUCCAUUUUUGUGACUUUUAACAAAGUUUGCACCUCCCAGUACUUUCUUUGGUACCUCUGCCUACUACCCAUUGUGAUGCCACGAGUGAGAAUGCCUUGGAAAAGAGCUGUAGUUCUCCUGAUGUUGUGGUUUAUAGGGCAGGCCUUAUGGCUGGCUCCUGCAUAUGUUCUUGAGUUUCAAGGAAAGAAUACCUUUCUGUUUAUCUGGUUAGCUGGUUUGUUCUUCCUUCUUAUCAACUGUUCCAUCCUAAUUCAAAUUAUUUCCCAUUACAAGGAGGAACCCCUGACAGAGAGACUCAAAUAUGACUAAUAUAUAUACUCCAGUUCUUCUGCCACUUCUAUUACAUUCUGAUUGUUCUUAAUGGACCAGAAGAAUGCUUGGAAAAAAUUUUAUUUAAUUUCUGACGAAAAUUAAAAUGAGUAUUUGCCUCACAAAGAGGACUUAAUAAUUGAGGUCCAUCCUUUAGGAAAUUUUAGGACCCAUUUAUCUGGGAAUGGUGGGAAGUAAAGCUUACUUGUUUGAAAGUGGAAGAGCUGAUGAAGCUGUCAGAUGCUAAAAGGUUUUUGUAGGAAAAUACAGCAAUAUAGUCAGAGACAUAAGGUCUAAGCCAGUAUUUGUUCCAUUUAUGGUAUGCUACUGUCUGAAGCUCUUAUCUUUUUAAAGUUUUCCUGAUAGCUAUGAAGACGCAAAAUAUUCCUAAAGUACAGCUUUUAGAUAUAAAGUGUUAAAUAAUACUACUGUGCUUAGGUUGAGAAAGUUAAUUCUGUAUUAAAAGCGGAGGCAUAGAUAAAGAAUCCAAAGAAUUUAAAUUGUAAUCAUGUUUCAUGUAUUUGCUUUAUAAUUUAGUUCUUCAGCACUUAGUCCCAGUGGAAUUAGACUAACAUUUGGUUUUAUAAAAAGAUUAAAUUCAUCCAUCUUUAAACUUGAGUUAUUAGAUAUUUUAAAAUAGCGUCUUGCUUUUGAUAUUUGAGGUCCACAAACGAUUAGGACAUUUUCAUGUUAUACCCCAUUGUUUUUAAUUUUCUGGUUGUUAAAAAAAUAUUUUUCAUCUUAAAUUUAAGCCCAUCAGGUGUUACUUGUGUUGUAAAAGUGAAUGUUAGCAGAUUUUAGGUGAUAAAAAAAUCAAAUUGUUAGGCAUUUCACAGCUUAAAAUUACCCCACUUAAAAAAUUUCAUGGUAGAAAUGAAGACUUAUUUGGGAGGCCCCUGGAAAACAUGAGGCAUCCUAAGUAUGCAUUAGUCUUCUAGACCAGGAAAUUGAGGGAGAGAUUGUGGAAAUAAGGCUUUGCAGAUUCAUUUCCCUUAUUACUAUAAUAAUUCUGGGAAAAAGUGCUUUCAACCAAACAACCUAAAAAAUUUUUUAAAAUCUUGCCCAUUAGAUUGGGGACUCCCUAACUCUAAACUGUAAUAGCAAUAUAUGAGUUUGAUUUUAUGGUUGUGAUUUUUAAAGUUGAGUAAUUUAAUAACAUUGUUCUUUCACAGUGAAACACCAAACCAAAACAAAAAAAACUCCAGAGAAGUAUGUUUCACGUUGGGUAAGACCUACAAAAGCCUUUGAGAACAAGAUGUCUGUAGGCUGGUCAUAAUUAAGAAUGCUGUUACUGACACCAUUUAGAUGGAUAUCUUUGAGACCUGCCAUUAGAAGGGAAGAAUGGGUGGCUUUGCAUAGGUUGCUGUUUGGGUGAAAAUGGCAGAGAAUUAAUUGUUGAGUACAGUAGUGACCUUUCUUCUAACAUCUAGUCUCAUAUUCCACAUUAGGUUUUAUCUUGAGGGCUCUUUGUAUAUGACUUCACUAAUUGCCUUCCAGCCAUGGAAUUCUUACCUUUUUUUUUUUUCAUAAUAACGAAAAAAUUUUGGGAGCAGAACUGGUGGGGCAAAGGAUGGGAAACAGAAGUAGAAUUCCAAUUUCUCAAUAUAAUUGUCUUUUUGAUAUUCCCAACUUUUAAAAAAUAGUUAUAAGUAUAUUUACUUAUUCAUUUACUUAUUUUUUUACUUUAACAUUUUUUGUUGUGGCUCACUCUUCAUACUUGCAUUGAAAUUGCCAAAUAAUAUUUCAUCACAUAGAUGUUUACCUUGUAAAUGCAUCAUUCUUCCACUCAUCAUUAAGAUUGAUUCUAAUUUUUAGUAUUCUAAAUAAGAUUUAAAAAUUUUCCAUAUUUUAGAUCAUUCCCUUAAACAUUCUUAAAAGUCAAUUGAGUUUUGUUGGGGUCUCUGGAGGGAAUUUCAACUCCAGAUCCUGCCUUGAAGGAAAUUCUCUACCAAAGAACUGCAGGCAUUUCUUAAAAGAUGCAGAGUAUUUUGCAAAAAGUUUAGUAAAUUAACUCAAAUUAUUUUCUUUGGUCUCAGUUUGUUUGUUUGUUUGUUUGUUCUGAUUUUCUAGUUUUAUAAAAUCUCUUCAUUUGCUAUUUUUUUUUGUUUAUUGGUUCUUUAAUCACACCUUAAAAUUGUAUAGCGCUUUGACUUAUUUCCUACAUAAUUCUUUUUGUUCUUAUACCACACCUUAAGAUCAAUAUACCCAUUUACAGAUAAGCAUUAAUUAUUAACAUGAGGAUUGGUUCUCAAGAUAGUCUGUGUUCUAAACAGAGGGGACUACAUAACUUACUUUCUUCUGUAGUUGCCUUAAGGUUUUCCAAAUGUGGUCCCUAAAUAUCCCUAAAUAAAUUCCCUGGAUUAGGGCCAUUGUAAAGGCUAAUAUAUCCCCUACCUCCACACAAAAGAAUCUCUUUCUUAAAACCAUAGAUUUUAGUUACUGACUUCUUAGCAUCUGUCUGAAUGACUCUGUAAAUGACAUAGUUUCAAAAGUUUUGUGGGACUUGAAGUUAAUUGACUUACGGCUUAAUAUAGAAUAUAUUUCCUCAGCUGUUUCUGCACUACCACUCCCACCUCAAACAAUCUGUACCAUGAGUGGAAAAGGAAAAGAUGAAAAAUUUCACAGGGGUAGUCCCUAAAUGCAACCUCUUUCCCCCCAAUACUUUAUUAUCAACACUUUUAAACAUUACCCAUCUGCCUUCCAUCUAAGUUCAACAAUUAACAUUUAGCCAUAUUUGCUUUGUUUAUAUUAUUUUGUUUAUAUAAUAUUUUUCUGAACCAUGGGAAGUUGCACACAUCACUGAACUUCACCACAAAAUACUUGAGUGUGCAUCUCCUAGAAAUAUUGUCUUAAAAAUCUAUAAUGUUAUUGAAUACAAUUUAACAUCCUGUCCAUUUUCAAAUUCUCCAAUUUCGUGUUUAAUCUUAAAGAACAGAUAGAUACUCUUGGAUCUUAAAGAUACCCUGAAAGAUACCACGAUAGAUAAUCCAUAAUUAAGAAGUUUGGAUCUUUUCCUGGUCUUUAAAACAGACAAAAGGGAUUUACUUCCCAUCAAGUUGAACAAAUAAUUUUUUUGUGUAAGUCUUUCUGCCUCCUAAGAAAACAUAGGGUAGUAAUCAUCCCUAAGAAGUUUUCCAGAUAAAAGAUUGUAUGUGUUUGGAUUCCUAAUGUCCACCCCCUGCCAAAAAAAACAAAAACAAAAAAACACCUGAUUAGCUGAUUUUACAUCUUGAUGAUGGUAAGUUCUGGCUUUUCAUGAUUAACUGAUUUGGAGUACCUAUUCUGCGUUAUGUGGUUUCAUGCAAUUUUCACAGCACCACCUUAGAGAUGGUAUUCACCUUCUACAUUUUAUAGAUGAACAAAGAAGCUCAAAGAUUAAAUGACUUACUGAUAAGUGACAGCUAGAAUUUGAAGUGAGUUUCCCUGACUAAAUGUCAUACCCUUUCCACUGUAUUAUGUUUUGGAUUUUUCCAAAGUGUCCAGACCCAACAGAUGAAGAUUGCUAUUGGAAUAUAAAUGGAAUUCAACACUAAUAAAUGUUUUGCCAACCAA